AUGGACCGAGCUCCAAGCAAUGCUGCUCUGUCAGGGAGCAGUGAGAUUAAGUUUUCAUCGACGGCUUCUGCUGCUGAGACAUCAAGCAGACUGUUAUCUUUUUUGUCUCAGUCGCAACUGCGGCAGCAGCUCGAGUGCCAGGUGCGCUACUUCCUCUCGGGGAAACUUUUGAAUUGCCCAGGGGAUGAGGGGGCUUUCUAUGAACCUGCAAGCUUAGAGCAGUACGGAGAGGAUCAACAAGCAUCCAGGAAAACCCUUGCUUUUAAGGCGACUCUCUCUCUUGUUCUUCUCUGGCUUAAGGCCCAUGGCUUGGUUCACACAGCUGGGGUACUUUGCCCCGAGGCCGACAUGCGAACCAGUGAUGUUCUGUCGCAAGAGGAGUGCCAGGCUGUUUUACAGUUGCCAAAAGCUCUUCUCAAAAGACCACUCACCCCUUGUGUAUCUACGGGGCUUCAGUGGAAUUUGCUCGACCGCUUGAUUGAUGCUGUUAGCCAGCAUGGCGCCGCCCAAGCAUCGAGUUUGCCCAGCACUGACGGCGUCUCUGCAGCGGAGCGGAGGGCCUCCAGUGCAAGUAAGACUCGAUGCUCCUCAAGCGAUGAGGCAACUAGCUCUCCUGGCAGGAGUGACAGAACUGAAAACCUACACCGGGCCAAGAGGGUCAAGGGAACGUCUUGUCCACCCAGGAGUGCUCGCAAGCAAAAGCUAGAACCCGCAGUUUCUGGGUCUGAUUCCCCAAGAUACAGCAGUUCAGGGGUAGAGGCCUCUAGGUGGAAUGAAUGGCGUGAAAUGGCACAAAACAAAAUGCUUCUUUUGGAAGCCCAUUUAAAAGGCCUCGAACUGCGUGAGUCGUCAAAACGACUAGUUGCAGCCAAUGAAGAAUCCCGAAAUAUGCUGGACCAGCGCAUUGCCACCUUAGAAAGCACAUACGAGAAACGAAUGCGGCAGCUAGAGAAAGCGGUAGACCAGGCAACAGGAAGGCAAGGAACGGAAGCACAAGAUACUACGACGCUUGAUCACCCCAUCAGUAUGCUUGAGGCACGAAGCAAACUCGAGGCCCGUUUGGCCCGACAAAAGGACAUGGAAGCGCUGCUCGUCGAACGUGAAGCGAAAUUGUCAGAGAGAGAACGCCUUUUGGAUGAUAGAGAAAAAGAGCUGCUCAGAACAGCCCUCCGUAUUGAGAAAUAUGAUUCGCGUAUAGAACAAAAUGAAACGAACAUGAUGUUGACGCAGGAAAACGCAAGCUUCCGUUCUCAGCUUUUGCAAGCAAGGAUGCAGGUGAAGGCGCUAGAGGCGCAGCUACAAAGACAGGCGAAUGAAUGCGUUAGUGAAUGCGCAAAUUGUAUGCAGCCAACAAAUAUAAACGAAGCGAAGAAUAAUGAAGAGGUUUCCACUGGCGCAAAGCAACUGCCAGUAGGAACGCCCCCCGUUGCCCAGCGAGGUGGGAGCUCAGAGCAGACUUCAACGGUAGCUCUGAAAAAGGAAUACGAGGGCCAUGUGGCGCGCUUGACGGACGAGAUUCAACGCAGCAAUGACCAGCUAAGGAAUAAGGAUGCGGAAUUCAAGCUCCUCGUCGUGGAGCUUGAGUCUGCUCGACGCAAGAAUGCUGAAGCACAAAAACGUCUAAAGAAAAUGCAAAAGCUGUAUGAAGCCGCACGAGCUACCUGCGUUCAACACAGAAAGCUGGCGUCGUCGAUGUCCCUCUCGCUUAGUUGUAUGGAUUUGGCUGUGGAGCCGCCGCCUGACUUUGCGGAGCGGGAAGCGCGCGAUCUCCUUGGGAGUGAAAACGUUGCUCCGAAUGCUCGCGAACUAUCGUAUAAUGCAGGCAGUCGUGCUGGGCUACUUAUGAAUGGCCAGCCACAAAUCCAAGGAUACGGAAUUAGGGGAGAUGAUUCUCGCUGGAGCAGUUGGGAUGACUUAAACAGCGGAGCUCCUAGAAAGGAUGUUCAUGAGCAGCAUUUGUGGAACGCCGCAAACGAUCUGCAGAAACAAAGCCACAAGCCACAGAGUUUUCAAACAGCAGAGGAGUUCGUAGACAGUGUUCGUCCUAACUUCCAGCGCUGCAGUCUCUUUACCUUGGAAAGGCAGGCGUUUAGCUCUAGUUUCCGUACCCUUAGCAGUCGUUUAGAGGGACAAGCCCAGCAGCUCAGCGAGACCUCAGACGCUGUAAAUAGAGCACUGUCUAUUUCGACACCACCAGUGGGUUCUGGUCUUGGAGGACCGGAUGCAAGCGAGUCACUAAAGUGCUCGCGAGUUUCUCUUGAGCGCAACUCGCGAGCGUUCAGCCUUCAUCUAAGUGGAGAAGCUGGGGACUUGAACAGUCGCGUUUUGAGAGAAGAAGUAUCCAAAGAAAUAGUGGGUGCAUCCCGUUCUUCUGCUCCACUCCUUUUCACCGAGACCGCUAACGAAGCGCCACCGGUACGGGAAACGAGUUCGGCCGGGCUCGAUUUACAUUCCGUUCCUCUGAAGCAAGAGGGUUCAGCGAGCUUGCCCAACGAAUCCACGAAGGCUUUUGAGCAGGGCGGUGAUGCGGAUCAUUUCACCGAGCGACGGCAAGAGCCAGAACUUAAUCUAUGCAACAAAGCCUUCUGCAGCAACACUUUGAAGGCUGAGCCAAAAAGUCCAUCUGAUGUCGGUCUAGAUUCUGCAGGAAAUGAAAACAUAGAACAGUCGAGCGCUAAGCAGCUCCUUGUUUCCCUUGGUCAGGGUGAAACGCUUAUUGCCUCUAAUGCCUCCCUCAAUGGCCAUGAUGUUGCAACUGCCCGCUCUCCUCCUGGAGUGACCCCAAGUGGAGUUUCCUCCACAGACCCUGCCGCAGCAACAAUAGAGAGCAAGACGUCUGUGGAAAGGCACAUAAAGCCUCAAGUCGAAGUAGAGGGCUCAGCGCAUGAAGGCCCAUCGGAGAUAAUCGAGCAUCACAGCACACUGAAUGCAAUGGAAGCAUCCUCAGCGAGGAACGUUCAAGAGGUGACAGUAUCUGCCCCAUUAAGGCCUCCGCGGGGAAACGCCAAUGGCGGCACAGAGCCAUCCGCCUCUACUCCACAAGGUUCCUAUGAAGGCGAGAUCCCAUGCUUCUCGCCUGUUGCAGAGAACACUCCACCGGAGCCAUCACCCCUGGUUAUGCAGCGGGAAAAUGAAGGUUAUACAGGUUCCCGGGCGGAAAGUCCCUGGGCAGAAGCUUCCAUUUCUUCAUCUUUGCCAGCAUCUCCCCAAGAUCUGUCUAAUUUUCCUUCCCUUUCCUGUCCAGUGGCUGCGACUAUUGAAGGCAUCCCUUCCCCUGCCCGCUCCAGAUUCGAUUCCCGCGGAGGCUGGACAGCUGAGCGUAGGAAGCCUCCAUUCAACAGCAGUAUUUCGGCGUCAUCCUCACCAUCAGAGCACGAAUGGCUAGCUUGCGUUUCCCCUACAGACCCAGUCAUCCACAGGAACACAACAGACAGCCACCACGAGGCAUGA
This is a messenger RNA of Eimeria mitis, 3450 nucleotides long. RefSeq lists its product as uncharacterized. The record is from RefSeq and is a predicted model, not a curated record. Lineage: Eukaryota; Apicomplexa; Conoidasida; Eucoccidiorida; Eimeriidae. The transcript has a single exon. The coding region runs from base 1 to 3450 and encodes 1149 amino acids.